Molecule: messenger RNA, 651 nt
Organism: Cryptotermes secundus
Lineage: Eukaryota; Metazoa; Arthropoda; Insecta; Blattodea; Kalotermitidae
Exons: 4
Coding region: 1-588 (195 amino acids)
Source: RefSeq, a predicted model, not a curated record
AUGCUGAGUAACCUGCUUUUUCUGCUUCUUCUGCAUUUAGGCGCCACGACGAAGGAACCCCAAGUUGUAGCAACGGACAACAGUUUGUCGCCCCCAGAGGUCACAGCGGUGCGAGCAGUGUCUUCCCCAUGCGCGUGCCUAGAGGGUCAGUGUAGCUGUUGCACAGGAUUCAUCUUAGGACAACUGGGAUAUGAAAUUAAGCAGAGAGGAUGCAUGAAUCUGACGUAUGAACCAGAUGACUUCGCGUUCACAGUUGUUUUAUCGAUCAACGAUAGAGUGCUCUACAAGAAUACACUGUCUGGCAAGAACCCGAGGCCUGUGUGUGUCUCUGUGCCCAGAGUACCCAGUAUCAAGUUGUGUGCUGUGUUCAGCAAUGUGUACUUCGCUGGCAGAAACCUGCACAUGUGUAUUGACAUGGAGGGUCGGUGGUUGGGAACGACACUAUUCCAAGUGUCUUACGACUGCAUCCGAAUAGGUGCUAAUGGUAUUGCUCUACUGAAGCCCGAGGAUGAUGGUGGCCUCCCUCAUGUAACUUAUGUCACUGGAGAAGAAGAGGACUAUGAUGACAUGGAGGAGGAUGACGUGUGAAACACUGUCACAUAUACUGCGAGGAAAUAUUACGAAGGAGAGUCAGUAAAUAGGUCACAAAUA